Molecule: messenger RNA, 2009 nt
Organism: Dendrobium catenatum
Lineage: Eukaryota; Viridiplantae; Streptophyta; Magnoliopsida; Asparagales; Orchidaceae
Product: isoflavone 3'-hydroxylase
Exons: 2
Coding region: 70-1524 (484 amino acids)
Molecular function (GO): oxidoreductase activity, acting on paired donors, with incorporation or reduction of molecular oxygen; heme binding; monooxygenase activity
Source: RefSeq, a predicted model, not a curated record
CUUCCGGUCAUCUCCUUAUAAAUAUCCCAAGCUCCUCAACAACAGUGUUGGAAACAAAGCUCAUUCGCCAUGGAAUCCAGCUUCUUUCAAUUGAUUCUCGUCUCCUUCUCCCUUCUCAUCAUCCUCCUCUCCAGGAUUCUACAGAAGAAGAAAAACAAGAUGGAUAUAAUUCUUCCCCCAACCCUUUUCUCUAUUCCCAUCCUUGGUCACCUCCACCACUUCACCAAACCGCUACACCAGACGUUCACAGACCUGGCCGGCCGUCUCGGCCCGGUGAUCUACCUCCGCUUUGGUUCUCGCCCUGUUGUGGUCAUCUCCUCCCCAGAACUCGCGGAGCUGUGCCUCACCACGCACGGGGCCGUCCGCAUCCACCGCACGGCUGCCGCGACCGAGCUCCUCUUCUCCCACUGCCUUCGCUCCGCGGCCCGCAUCCGCGCGGAUGAGACUCGCCGCCUCCUCCGCGGGCUGUUCCGCGAGGCAGAGGCCGCGGCGGCUGAAUGGUCGGCGGGGGGAGCGGUGAAGGUGGAGCUCAAGUCGCGGCUUUUUGGGAUGGGAGUCGAUGCCAUGAUGAGGAUGGUCGCCGGAAAGAAUUAUUACGGGGAGGGGGUCGUUGCAGCGGAGGAUGGGAGGAGGUUCCGGGAAGCCAUCGAGAAUUUCUUUGGACUGCGCCGCGUGUCCAAAGUUGGCGACUUUUUGCCAUGGCUGAGUUGGGUGGACAUGGUGGAGGUAGGGCAGAGGCUGCCGACGUUCAGGGAGAGGAUGGAUGAGCUGUUGCAGGAGCUGAUUGAGGAGCAGAGAGGGAGACUUAACAGCGCUGCGAGUGAGAAUACCAUGCUUAGUCUUCUGCUGUCGUUGCAGACGACAGAUCCAGAGAACUACAGUGAUUCCUUCAUCAAGGACAUUGUGAUGAGCUUCAUAAUAGCUGGAACAGAAACAAUAUCAAACACCAUAGAAUGGGCCGUCUCUCUCCUUCUCAACAACGCAGAGAAGCUCAAGAAGGCGAGAACAGAAAUCGACGAUCUCAUCGGCCACCACCGCCUCCUCUCCGAAUCCGACCUCCCAAAUCUCCCUUACCUCCACUGCAUCAUCAGCGAGACUCUCCGGCUGUACCCGGCGGCGCCGCUCCUCGUCGCUCACGAAUCUUCAAGCGAAUGCGUAAUCGACGGCUACGAUGUGCCGGCAGGCACGAUGCUUUUGGUGAACGUGUAUUCCAUUCACCGGAACCCGGAGGUAUGGCAGGAGCCGACCAAGUUCAUCCCGGAGAGGUUUCAGAGCUCGCGGGCCGAAGGAAGCGUCGUGCUUCCGUUUGGGCUGGGCCGGAGACGGUGCCCGGGAGAGGCGUUGGCGGGCCGGAUGGUGGGCUUGGUGUUGGGGUCCAUGAUACAGUGCUUCGAGUGGGAGAGAGUGGGGAGUGAGGCGGUGGACAUGAAGGAGAGGGCGAGCGCGACUUUGCCCAAAGUCGCUGCUCUUGAGGCGGUUUGCACGCCUCGACCGUUGCUGGAGCACGUGUGGGAGAGGCUUUGAAGAAUCCCAAUUAGAAUUAGGGUUAAGGGUAAAAAUUUGGCCUUUUUAAUAUUUAUUAUAAGAUUUGGGUUUGUGUUUGUACAUAAAAAUUCUUAAAAUAGUCUCCACACACUCUAUUGGUGCAUGGCCGAUUUAGGACGGGGAGAACCGUCCGCACAAGCAUUAUUCGGCGCUAGGUACUGGCACUCGGUACCGCUAGGUACCGUACCCAAUGCUUGUGCGGACGGUGCGCACUCCGCACCUAAUAAUUUUUCCAGAUAUAGGAUGUUUGGGGCUGGUUACUUGAUGCAUUUUAAAGUAAUUUUUUAGUAAAAAAUUAAUUUUUUAUACUAAAAAAGUUGAUUUAUGAAGCAUCAAGAAAGCCGCCCCAAACGAAGUCUUAGUCCCGGAAUAUCCCGUUGUCUAAAGUUAGUUCAUCGACUAUACAAAAUUGAUCCAAAAUGAUCUAUUAUGUUAUAAUUGUGAUAUAAAUUUAAUUUUAUUUA